Halteromyces radiatus is the source of this 1122-nucleotide messenger RNA. RefSeq lists its product as uncharacterized. The transcript has 2 exons. The record is from RefSeq and is a predicted model, not a curated record. Bases 1 to 1122 code for a protein of 373 amino acids. NCBI's taxonomy places the organism in Eukaryota, Fungi, Mucoromycota, Mucoromycetes, Mucorales, Cunninghamellaceae.
AUGUCUAACACUCCCUCUACCACUACAUCCAUCAACAUCAACUCCCCUUACGAAGGCAUCUUUCCUCCCGAGAUUGAAACUAACAAUCAUGAGGGUGUCGAAGUCAACCACACGGAAACGCUGGCUAAUGAUAACAUUAGUAACUUCGUCUCUGGUGUGAAUGCUUCAAGAUACGCACCUAAACCUCAGAUUGCUAGUUUCAUCAAGGCAACACAGGAAAGCUUGCAAAAGAAAUCGAUGGAAUUAGCGAUGCUUGGAGUCACCAACGGUAUUGUCUACGAACAACUCAAAAGAGAAAUCGAAGAGUUAGUAGCACACAUCCAGCUCCUGCAAAGCACCUUGGAUGUACAAACACCUACUCGUAGAGAGGUCACUGUACCAUUCAAGGAAAUACCUGCUUUUCAACUUCAUGGGCAAACCAGAAUCCGUAAGGACUUACCUGUGUUUGAUUCUGCAAAGAGUUUCAUCAGGAGAUUCGAAAAAGUAUUGGACGUUCACCGUUUGAACUUUGAAGAUCACUGGGAGGACUGUUUGAGUUGGUCAAUGAAUGGUGAUGAGUUGGACGUCUGGUUCAACGAUAAUAUCAAAGGAAAGGGAAUGAAUUGGAGUGAGGCGAAGAAAACCCUUAUCAACAAGUUUGAUACUAAGGAUCGUCGCAUUCUAAGUGCAUUGUCAGUUUGUAAUAUAACCAUGGAAGAGAGAGAAACAGUCAUUGAUUUUGGCUUACGUUUUCAAUCCACUUACCGUGAUGCAGGCUGGGAAGACAAUGAGUUCAUGGCCAUUCUAUGCUUGAAGGCAUUACCUAAGGCAUUGCAAUAUAAUGUGUUAGUUGCAUACCAAGCUAGACCAAAUGGUAAGAAUGACUUACCUGCUACUGCUGAUGAAGUGUUACACUUGGCAAAUAAAAUGUCGAGUCAAAAGCGCGCGUUUUCAGGUAUGGAACAACCACAAGAAAGAACAAGCAAAAAGGCCAAAACAAAGGUCAACAAAAAGGCUUAUUUCUGUGACAUACACAAAUACAACGCAAGCCACACCACAGAACACUGCAAGGCAAGACAGAACCUUACUUUAGAGGACACCGUUGCAAUGAAAUGUUGGAAAAAAGGAAUCAAACCAAUGUAA